ACGCCUUUGCCUUUUUUUUCACAUUAAGGGGAAGAAGAAGAAAAUUAGUUGUUUCUGUUUGUUGUUUACCAGCACCAAAUUCACUUAUUUCAAAUAAAUACAUAAUUAUAUUCAUAAUACAUACACAAUUGUAUCUAUAAAAGUUAUCUAAGUUGUUGAAUUUAUUUGCGUGUUACAAUGUUUUCAUUAUUUGACAAAGACUAUUAAAAUUGGAACUCGUAUUACAAAUACCUUGAAUACAUACCUAUCUUAGAGCUGAUAUUUAAAGCGCUUUGGGAAGGCUUUCCUUUUUGUUCACACUAUUGAAGAGAAAUGCUCGGUUAUGCUAAUGCCGGUAUUCCAGACAAAUCAUGGCAACCUCCAAUUGCUGUAUUAGAGACAUCAAUGGGAAGUAUUACCGUGGAGAUGUACUGGAAACAUACUCCUCUCACAUGCCGAAAUUUUAUGGAACUAGUACGAAGAGGCUAUUACAACAACACUAAAUUUCAUAGAAUAAUCAGGGAUUUCAUGAUUCAAGGAGGAGAUCCUUCGGGAACAGGAAAAGGAGGACAAUCAAUCUAUGGGCCUCAAUUUAAUGAUGAAAUAACAUCGGAACUAAAGCACACUGGUGCUGGAAUUUUGUCAAUGGCGAAUGCAGGACCCAAUACAAAUGGUUCACAAUUUUUUAUCACUUUAGCGCCAACACAAUGGCUGGAUGGAAAGCAUACAAUUUUUGGACGAGUACAAAGUGGGAUGUCUGUAGUAAAACGGAUUGGACUGGUUGAAUGUGAUAGAAAUGACUGUCCAGUGGAUGAUAUUAAGAUAGAAAAAUCCUACAUACCUAAGUAACUAAUACUGUUAUUGCAGAGCACUAAUGUAUUAUAAAUACUUAAUAAAUAAGUUUAAAAUUUAAA
This is a messenger RNA of Leptidea sinapis, 893 nucleotides long. RefSeq names its product peptidyl-prolyl cis-trans isomerase-like 1 (gene Cypl). Bases 313 to 828 code for a protein of 171 amino acids. NCBI's taxonomy places the organism in Eukaryota, Metazoa, Arthropoda, Insecta, Lepidoptera, Pieridae. Gene Ontology annotation, molecular function: peptidyl-prolyl cis-trans isomerase activity. The record is from RefSeq and is a predicted model, not a curated record. Gene Ontology annotation, cellular component: catalytic step 2 spliceosome. Gene Ontology annotation, biological process: protein folding; protein peptidyl-prolyl isomerization. The transcript is spliced from 2 exons.